UAACAGUGCAAGCAAGUAAAAUGUUAUCGAUGCUUUCUGACCACCGGCUGAAGAAGAAGACACUUUGAUAUUUGCCGAACAACAACAAAAGAAAUCCGAGUAAAAGCAAUAAAAAUGACAGAAGAAUCAAAUUUUGCCGAACAAAUCGUAAACAAUCACAAUAAAACAAAUGUGCGCUGUCAAUAUUGCAAUAGUCUAAUGCUGAAAGCAACAGAGGGCACCUACUGUGAGCAGGAAAUUGAUGUGCCGCUGAUGGUGCAGAAGAAGGACAGUAAACCCGAUGCGCUCAACACAGAGAAACUGGCUCAUUUUUGGCUGGUCACCGAUAUGAUGACGUUCGAGAACAUUGGUUUCUCGCACACCGUCGACGGACGCAAGUUUCUCGUCUGCGCCGACUGCGAACGUGGUCCAGUUGGCUACCACGAGUUGGCAUCCAAGCGUUGUUAUCUCGCCCUCAAGCGCGUGGUGCACACGGAUACCUAA
Drosophila grimshawi is the source of this 483-nucleotide messenger RNA. RefSeq names its product guanine nucleotide exchange factor MSS4 homolog (gene strat). The transcript has 2 exons. Lineage: Eukaryota; Metazoa; Arthropoda; Insecta; Diptera; Drosophilidae. The record is from RefSeq and is a predicted model, not a curated record. Gene Ontology annotation, biological process: post-Golgi vesicle-mediated transport; small GTPase-mediated signal transduction. The coding region runs from base 115 to 483 and encodes 122 amino acids. Gene Ontology annotation, molecular function: guanyl-nucleotide exchange factor activity; zinc ion binding. Gene Ontology annotation, cellular component: cytosol; membrane.